AGUUUACCUUCAUUAAAGCUGAUUGGAGCGAUGAGUAAAGAGAGUAAAAUGGAAAAGAAGAGUAGUCAAGAGUUGCUGGAACUUGAAGAGAGGAAAACUGGGAAGCAUUCCCGACAAGCGAGCGGUACAAGUUUAGAUUCUCUGACGAGCAGCGAUCGACCGUCUUCCAAAUCCCCGACGUCGGCCUCAUCAGGAUCGCCUUCGACAGAAAAUCUGGAAGCCCAGGAGUUGAAGAUAUUACGUGAUGCCAAUAGUAAAUUAGCACAGCCUGAGGACCCACCUUUGUUGAAUGGUGAAAAAAUACAUGCAAUUGCCAAGGAUGUCACAUACCUGUGUCCCUUCUCUGGUCCUGUCAGGGGAACCCUGUCUGUUACUAAUUACAAAUUGUUUUUUAAAAGCACUGACAGGGAAACACCGUUCAUCAUAGAAGCACCACUGGGAGUUAUAUACAGAGUAGAAAAAGUUGGUGGAUCUACCAGCAGAGGAGAAAAUGCCUAUGGUUUGGAAUUGUUUUGUAAGGAUUUCCGUAACUUGAGAUUUGCUCACAAGCAGGAGAACCAUUCAAGAAGACUAGUUCAUGAGAAACUUCAGAUGUAUGCUUUCCCCUCCUCAAAUAAACUGCCACUUUUUUCAUACGAGUUUAAAGAAGACUUUGGUGAGAAUGGUUGGGAUGUUUUUGACCCUAUAACGGAAUAUAAAAGACAGGGUCUUCCAACAGAAAGCUGGAGAAUAAGCAAAAUCAAUGAAAAUUAUGAAUUCUGUGACACCUAUCCUUCCGUGCUAGCAGUGCCUGCCGCAGCUGACGACGAUGAAUUGAGAAGAGUUGCUGCUUUCAGAAGUAGAAAUAGAAUUCCUGUUUUGUCAUGGAUCCACCCAGAAAGCCAAGCGACCAUCACAAGGUCUAGUCAACCAUUGGUCGGUGUGGGUGGUAAGAGAAGCAAAGAUGAUGAGAAAUAUAUCCAGCAUAUAUUAGAUGCUAAUGCACAGUCACAUAAAUUAACUAUAAUGGAUGCAAGACCCAGUGUCAAUGCCAUGGCUAAUAAGGCAAAAGGUGGAGGAUACGAAAGCGAAGACACAUACCAGAAUGCUGAGGUGGUAUUUUUAGAUAUUCACAACAUUCAUGUUAUGAGAGAAAGUUUACGUAAACUAAAGGAUAUCUGCUAUCCACACAUUGAUGAUCAACACUGGUUAUCAAACAUUGAAUCAACUCAUUGGUUAGAGCAUAUCAAGUUAAUUUUAGCUGGAGCAGUACGUAUUGCUGACAAGAUUGAGAGCCAAAAGAUGUCAAUUGUUCUACAUUGUAGUGAUGGUUGGGAUAGAACGGCGCAGUUAUCGUCACUUGCAAUGAUUAUGUUAGAUCCAUAUUACAGAACAAUUAAAGGUGUGGAGGUUCUCAUUGAAAAAGAGUGGUGCAAGUUUGGACAUAAAUUUUCGCAGAGGAUCGGUCACGGUGACAAGAACCAUGCUGAUGCUGAUAGAUCUCCUAUAUUCUUACAGUUUAUAGAUGCAUUAUGGCAGAUGACACGACAGUUUCCCAGUGCAUUUGAAUUCAAUGAAUAUUUCCUGAUCACCAUCUUGGAUCACUUGUUUAGUUGUUUGUUUGGCACUUUCCUCUGUAAUUGUGAGAGGGAGCAAUUCAAGGAGGAUGUGAAGAACAAGACAGUAUCUCUAUGGUCUUAUACUAACAGUCAGAUGGAUGAUUUUAGAAAUCCACUCUAUGCAGCAUACUUGAAUCAACACGUCUUAUUUCCUGUGGCCAGCAUGAGACGAAUAGAAUUAUGGACCAGUUACUAUGUGAGAUGGAAUCCAAGGAUGAGACCGCAGGAACCAAUUCACCAGAGGAACCGAGAAUUACUGGAAUUGAGAGCUCAACUUCAGAAGAAAGUUGAAGAGCUUCAGAGAGAAAUAGAUGCAAGGGAAGCAAGAGAGCUGGGACUACAAACACCUCCACCAGGAGCCAGUUCACCAACUAGAGUUGCGAGUCCUAUAAAUGCCAGUUAAAUUCCAGGAUAAACAAUACUAAUAUACCUUAUAUGGGAUCACAAGACUUGUCUUUCCCCAUAAAUAGUGUUCUACUCCUGCCAUUAUCAUUGCAUCCAGUGUUUUCCCGGACCAUGUAACCAGGGUAUUUCGAACAAUCAACAUGAUAACAGGGGGAAUGGAUCUCUGUUUGAGGGGCAAAAAUGUCUUGUGGCUCUUCUGAUCUCAAAGAGAUCUCAGUAACCAUAUUUUCAUUAAAAUGUACUGAAUAUAUUGUAUUUGACUGUAUUCGAGAGAAAGAUGGAUUGCAUUGAAGAAAAAAUCGAGGCAAUGCAACCUACUUUACAACAUUGUGCCUGAUUGGCUACUAAACCCUAAGCCCUGAAUAUCAGACCAAUCGUGGAGCAUCUUGUUUUUUAAAUUUUUUUACAUAUCAGUUAAAAUUCUGCCUUGUAUAUAUGCUUCAACUCAACUGCCACAUUCUGCAGCAGUGAGGCUUUCAGUUGCGUUCAUCACCUGGCAUCACAAUGAUUUUGGUGAAAUUCAGUCUUCAGAAAUGUGAGCAAUAGAAUUUCAAUACAUGACAGUUAUAUUUAUUUGCACAAACAAAAGUAUUUUUUCAUGGUUUAGUAAUCCAUCCUUCAAUCAUGGAAGUUAAUUUUCAUAAAAUAUAGUUUUUAAUUUUUUUCAAAAUUAAUUCAAUUAAUUAAUUCAAAAAAUAUAAUAGAAAAAAAAUCUACACCUUAAUUUCAGGUGAGUUUGUGCAAUGGAUAUAAUGGUAUUUUUUUACAGUUUUAAAAUUGUCUUUAAUCCUGGCGCCACUUGUAAAUAAUAUCACACAAAUCGUCUGGCGAAAUAUUUUUUCACAGACGAAAUUAGAUGCACGUUGGUUGCCGUUGAAUUAUUUUCUGAGAUGAUAUAUGUAGGUUUUUUCAUUUGGAGACUAUUGCUGGAUUCAUCCUCAUUUUAAAUUUAGGUGGCAUGAGAAAAUCUUUGUGAAUUCAUGCACAUUGGAACAAGGUGUAUUCUACAAGGUUAUAGUUUAGGUCAUUAGUGCUUGUACAGCACUUUUAAAAUCUGCAAAUGGAAACAGUUAUCAAAUUCAAUUUAUUCCCACCAAUUUUGAAAAUUGCAUCGCCAUAUCAAUUUUAGCAAAAAAAUACCAGAAACAUUUUUUGGGACCAUAUCUAUAACUAAGAUGCCCUAAGUUGAUAUUACUAGUCAGUAUCUAAUAUUUUAUACCUAUUUAUUUCUGUUUAUGCAUGUAUUGUCGCAGUCUCCAAAAUAGUAUGGUGGUACGCACUACAUAGAAGUUAACAUCCUGCUUGCUACAGCGUCGAUAUCAUUAUUAAUAACAUUAAUAAACAACUACUGUAAAUAAAAUCAGUAAUCUUUUUAGUAUUUAUUUGAAAAAUUUCAAUAGAACAACAUCAGAUAGUGCAGUUUGGUACGCUAGUGAUAUAGGAAUGCAGUAACUGACACCUGCUACCACGUUCCUGAACUAAGGUGGUAUUUAAUCUUCAUAUAGUUUACAGUUCAGAAAUACAUUGUACAAGACAUAAUUUGUUCUGUCUUGGCAUGCAUAUGAGGAAAACAGUACCUGAUCAAAAAGGAUACUUGUUGUUUUAAUACUGUAGAUAUCAAAGUGCAAAGAAAACUAUAUAAAACUGUCUUUCAGUGGAAUUCAGCUUUGCUUACCACUAGCAUGUAUGUAUUUGUUUCUGUAUCAAUGACGUAUGAAUAAACUGUGUUGUUGCGUUGGCGAUUGGAUACAAAUUAUAUUGAUCAUUCAUAGGCAUUCUUUUAAUAUUAAAAUGGAAUACAUCUAAGUGGUAAUAAAUGUAAAUCCCACUGUA
This is a messenger RNA of Saccoglossus kowalevskii, 3836 nucleotides long. RefSeq names its product myotubularin. Lineage: Eukaryota; Metazoa; Hemichordata; Enteropneusta; Harrimaniidae. The record is from RefSeq and is marked provisional. Gene Ontology annotation, biological process: phosphatidylinositol dephosphorylation. Gene Ontology annotation, molecular function: phosphatidylinositol-3,5-bisphosphate 3-phosphatase activity; phosphatidylinositol-3-phosphate phosphatase activity. Gene Ontology annotation, cellular component: membrane; cytoplasm.